Messenger RNA from Physcomitrium patens, 1801 nucleotides. RefSeq names its product ribonucleoside-diphosphate reductase small chain. Gene Ontology annotation, molecular function: oxidoreductase activity. Gene Ontology annotation, biological process: deoxyribonucleotide biosynthetic process. Lineage: Eukaryota; Viridiplantae; Streptophyta; Bryopsida; Funariales; Funariaceae. The record is from RefSeq and is a predicted model, not a curated record.
CUGGCGGUUUCUGGGUGCCUCGGGUGUGAGCUUCUCGGAGAAGCCAGCGACUUAAGUUUUUAAAAUUCCCUGUCCUCUCCAAGUUGGUGUGCGUCUCUUCUGCGUUAAGCUCCUUGAUCUCUGGCUGGUUUCUCCUGCUCGGUUGAUAGAUGACUGAGAUCUCUUGUAGCAUUGCGCAGUUGAGAACUCGGCACCUGGCGCUCUACUGAUAAAAUUUGGAGAACAUUUACCGUGGUCGAUUUCGUUGGUUGCCUGUUCUCGGCUCUCGUUUAGCGGAUUCAGUUUCUAGGUGAAGCUGCAUGGCUCCGCAUCUUCCCGAUUGUAUGAUCUGCGGGUCUCCAGAGAUUUCUAUCUCGGAUCAGCAGAACGAGAAGAGAGGAGAAGUGCCUUCCAUGAUGGUCGUUAGGCAGGAGGAACCGAUUUUGAUGGAAAAUCCAAACCGAUUCACAAUGUUCCCCAUCAAGUACCCUCAAGUAUGGGAAAUGUACAAGAAGGCAGAAGCUUCUUUCUGGACAGCGGAAGAAGUCGAUUUGUCGGCAGACUCGAAGCAUUGGGAAGCCCUGACCGACAACGAACGUCACUUCAUCAGUCAUGUGCUGGCUUUUUUUGCAGCAUCAGACGGCAUUGUGCUCGAAAACCUAGCUAUUCGCUUCAUGAAAGAAAUUCAAAUACCCGAGGCAAGAGCAUUCUACGGAUUUCAGAUUGCCAUCGAAAACAUACACUCUGAGAUGUACAGUUUACUGUUGGAGGCAUACAUCAAAGAUCAUGCCGAGAAAAAUCGGCUCUUCAACGCCAUUGAAACCAUACCAUGUGUCACCAAGAAAGCAGAAUGGGCUCUGAAAUGGAUCCACAGUGCUGGAAGCUUCGCGGAGAGAAUUCUGGCCUUCGCCUGUGUCGAAGGGAUUUUCUUUUCGGGGAGUUUUUGUGCCAUUUUUUGGCUGAAGAAGAGGGGGCUCAUGCCAGGGCUUACUUUUUCGAAUGAACUCAUUUCACGAGAUGAGGGCUUACACUGCGAUUUUGCAUGCCUUCUGUACACGUUGUUGAACAACAAACUUUCUGAAGACAGAGUUUACGAGAUAGUCUGUGAGGCUGUGGUGAUUGAACAGGAAUUUGUGUGCGAGGCUUUGUCAUGCGACCUUGUCGGCAUGAACAAAACGUUGAUGAGCGAAUACAUCGAUUUCGUGGCAGAUCGCUUACUGGUGUCGCUUGGGUACCCAAAGAAGUACAACUCCCAUAACCCUUUCGAUUGGAUGGAGCUCAUUUCUUUACAAGGCAAAACCAAUUUCUUCGAGAAGAGAGUAGGAGAGUAUCAGAAGGCUUCAGUGAUGUCCAAUCUGAACGGGAAUGACGCAAACAAUCAUGUGUUUAGAUUGGAUGAAGAUUUCUGAGUGGACGUGCCGACCUUGUACAGAUGUGGGCUCUCGCUGAACCACAUGGCGGAGCAGUUUUGAUGAAUUUAGCCAAAUGCAAGAAUAUACUGUUCGCGUAAUUAGGCAACUAUUUCGGAGAUUGGGGUAUAUGAAUGUAAACGCGUGUACAGUAUUAAAUAGCUUCAUUAUCAUAUACUAUGACUAUCGGGUCCGAGUUUGGGGUUAUAGCAAGUACACUAGAGUUUUUGGCAAUUACUGAUUAUUACCACUACACAAAUGUUGUCGAUAGCUGUGUAGCUUACGCUGCCGUAACUAGACAGUCCUCCCCAUGCCACUAUCAAAAUUGUUCAAACCCCCUCAUUGAAUGAAGAAUGACAUGGGAAUCGUAAAUCACGUAAUUCAACGCAGUUGGCAGGAAUGUCCCUGUGAAA